Messenger RNA from Malurus melanocephalus (red-backed fairy wren), 2400 nucleotides. RefSeq names its product WBP2 N-terminal like (gene WBP2NL). Gene Ontology annotation, cellular component: nucleus. The transcript is spliced from 8 exons. The record is from RefSeq and is a predicted model, not a curated record. Gene Ontology annotation, molecular function: chromatin DNA binding; transcription coactivator activity. Gene Ontology annotation, biological process: positive regulation of DNA-templated transcription. The coding region runs from base 43 to 900 and encodes 285 amino acids. Lineage: Eukaryota; Metazoa; Chordata; Aves; Passeriformes; Maluridae.
CACCACCCCCGCGGUGUCAGGGGCGGGGCCGGCGGGGCAAACAUGGCGCUGAACAGGAACCACUCGCAGGAGGGCGGUGUCGUCAUUCCCAAUGCCGAGAGUGUUCUCAAACAGUGUAAAGAUGUGGAGCUCUCCUUCAGUGACGUGACAGGCAAGCCUGAAGUGUUCAAAGGCACCAAGAAAGGAAUGCUGUAUCUCACCCCUUACAGGGUGAUCUUUGUGUCCAAGGGCAAGGAUCCUAUGCAGUCAUUCAUGAUGCCAUUUUAUUUGGUGAAAGGAUGCUCAAUUGAGCAGCCUGUUUUCUCUGCCAAUUACAUCAAAGGACAGAUCCAGGCCGAGGCCGGAGGUGGCUGGGAAGGGCAGGGAACAUUUAAGCUGACUUUCAACAGUGGAGGAGCCAUUGAGUUUGGACAGCUGAUGUUCAAAGCUGCUUCUAGUGCUUCCAGUGGCGUCCCUCUCCAGAAUCCUGGCUAUGGAUACACCCCUGUUCCUGGAGGAUAUGGACCUGCCCCCGGGGGCUAUUCACCURUGCCAGGAGGCUACGCUGCCCCUCCACCACCAAACGGGCCAUAUCCCUAUGCACCACCUCCCAUGAAUGCCUACGGACCUGCUCCACAGCCCAUGGGAUAUCCAUAUGCCCAGACUCCAGGUAUUUACCCGCCACUUCCAAACAUGAACUCCAUGUAUGUGUCACCUCCACCGCCCUACUCAACAGCUCCUGCAGAACCUUCAGCCCCCUCAGCUCCCUCCGCCUGGGUGAGCCCAGGGAUGCCAGGAGGUAGUAAGGCCAUGGAAGCUGCUUCCAGUGCAUAUUACAACCCUGCUAACCCACACAAUGUAUACAUGCCCAUGGAUCAGCCACCUCCUUAUACACCUCCUGAGGAUAAGAAGAACAACUAACAGAAGGAAAUUGCAACCAGCCUCCCACAUUCUCUCUCCCUGGAAACAACUUGGCUGUUAGUACCCCUCAAGUUAGCAUAUCUCUAGAUCUUUGUUUCUCUGCAACAGAUAUAAUGCUGGGCAGCUGAGCACCUGCCCUCCUUAAACAUUGUCAGUGGCAAUACAAGGCAGGACAACAACACUUUGCUACUUACUUGCUUUAUCUCAUGGGGUUGAAAGACCAACCUUUUGACCUGUCSUUGGCUUGAGAAGAGAGAUGGACUUCUUAUUAAACCAUAUCACAUGACUAAUCUAGGAUUAAAAUGUGAAGGCUCUGAGAUCUUGUUGGCAUAAAACAACUUGGAAUGCCAAACUUUGGACUUCUGAAGCACCAUCCAGGAGGAAAGGUGUAGAGAGCCAUGAGGUUUCCUGCACAGAUCCUUGGAUACCAUAGAAAGGUGUUAAAUUUCUUUAAAUUCUAGCACAAUUCAGUGUGAGAUGGAACUUUGGAAAUCCUGUAUUGUGCUGGAAGUGUGUAGCAUCCUGGACUAACGGUGGUGGGGUGAUGACCUUGGGAAGUGCAUUCUAAGAGACACUGAAGCAUUUGGCUAUGCAAGAGGGAAGCUGAUGGGCCCCAAUCAGCCUGUCUUUGUAGCCAUUGACUAGAAAAGCAAGCAAAGGUGUGCCUCAGGGCAGGGAGUUCAUAAACUGGCAGGCUUGUGGACCAGUCUUCCUUUCCCUGUCCAAGCAGGCCCCAUAUCUGUGCAAUGAUGUGUGAGGCAGCAGUUUCUUGAGCAUAAUGGAGUCAAGAGCAAGAGGCUGCCUGCCUGGAGCGAAAUAUGUUACAUUAGAAAGAUGACCUGGCACUAACCUUGUCGGGAGACAAGUCCUGCAGCCCUGGCUCCCUCUGCUGAGCAAACUUGUGCUGUGUGUGCUACCUCCAYAGGGGAAAACUGGCCUUUAUCUUUUCCAGCUGCUGGAACCAGGCCAUGUGUGCCCACAUCUGAGCAACAUGGGCAGGUGGGCACUGUAAUCCCAGAGUUGGUUAGUUAGGGGUGCAGUGCCCUCAGCUGGGAGCUGCUGUUUGGGUGGGAUUAACUAAGGCUUGGCUCUCUUGCAGAGACAUUGGCUGCUUAGCCACAACCUUUCCUUUUUCCUUAGGACAUACUGCCAUUAAACCUAUUCUGAAGAGAGUCUUUAGUCUGGUGGAGAUCCUUGUGAUCCUUUACAUAUGGGGUGAUCAUACUUAUAGCCUCCUUACCUUCACAGUGAGGGGCAAGGAGUGUUUUUCCUCUUACUUCUCUGUGUGGCAGGGCUCUCCUGCAAGUCAGCUUUGCACAACUUAAAAGUACGAAUUCCUAAAACAGUUCCACAUAGGGGGAAAGUAAGUUUCCUUAUCUAUAAAUACUUUUUCUCAGUUAAAGAUACUCUUAACUACUCUGUAUUAAAAAAAAAAAAAUCAACCAUGAAUGUUUGUAACUUUUUGAAUUGCACUUUAAUACAGGAGUGUUGAUACCUUUA